Messenger RNA from Baudoinia panamericana UAMH 10762, 498 nucleotides. RefSeq lists its product as uncharacterized. Bases 1 to 498 code for a protein of 165 amino acids. NCBI's taxonomy places the organism in Eukaryota, Fungi, Ascomycota, Dothideomycetes, Mycosphaerellales, Teratosphaeriaceae. The transcript has a single exon. The record is from RefSeq and is a predicted model, not a curated record.
AUGGAAACCGGCCUCGCCUACUCCUCUCAAGAGGCGGGGCUGCACCUUUUACGCGUCCUGCAGCAGCCAUACCCUCACUCGACCUACCUCACCACCCUCCCGACCAUCACCUCCCACCCCUCCCUCCUCCUCACCCACGGCGCCUACAUCUCCGCCCACUUCCUCACCCUCACCAAACCCCUCACCACCUGCCUCCUCGCCGCCCGUAUCCUCCCCGUCCCGCCUCCAGCCACCGACCUCGCGCGCCUCGCCGCCAGAACGCACGCCCUCCUCCGCGCCACCGCACGAGACACCAUCGCCCUUUUCGCGCAGCUCGACGAAGCCGGGAAGACGUGUAAAGGGCAGACGCGCGUCGUGCUCCGCUUGCUCGAGGAAUGGCAUGUGCUGUACCCCGCGCGGGCGCCGGCGUGGGAGUGGCUGCCGUUGCUGUUCAAGGGCACGGUGGGGCGGGCUUGUGCGUGGGCGGGGCGGCAGGAGCGGGCGCACGUGCGGCAUUGA